Chanos chanos (milkfish) is the source of this 1536-nucleotide messenger RNA. RefSeq names its product solute carrier family 7 member 8b (gene slc7a8b). Gene Ontology annotation, molecular function: L-amino acid transmembrane transporter activity; neutral L-amino acid transmembrane transporter activity. Gene Ontology annotation, biological process: amino acid transmembrane transport; neutral amino acid transport. NCBI's taxonomy places the organism in Eukaryota, Metazoa, Chordata, Actinopteri, Gonorynchiformes, Chanidae. The coding region runs from base 1 to 1536 and encodes 511 amino acids. The transcript is spliced from 11 exons. The record is from RefSeq and is a predicted model, not a curated record. Gene Ontology annotation, cellular component: membrane.
AUGCAUCGUAGUCGUCUUAAGCGUGGGAGCAGCUCUGUACCCGACAUAUCGAAUGUGAACAAGGACUCUGGAGUGUCAGGGGUCGCCUUGAAGAAAGAGAUUGGUCUCGUAAGCGCCUGUGCAAUUAUUUUGGGUAAUAUUAUAGGGUCGGGGAUCUUUGUGAGUCCAAAGGGGGUUCUGGAGAAUUCCAGCUCAGUGGGCGUGUCUAUCAUUGUAUGGAUAAUCACAGGAAUCAUCACUGCCAUUGGUGCUCUCUGUUAUGCCGAGCUGGGUGUCACCAUCCCCAAAUCAGGAGGAGACUACUCCUAUGUCACAAACAUCUACGGAGGCUUGGCUGGGUUUCUGCAGCUGUGGACUGCAGCGCUUGUGAUAUACCCCACCACUCAGGCAGUCAUUGCCCUCACGUUUGCCAACUACGUUCUCCAGCCCAUCUUCCCCUCUUGCUUGGCUCCAGAGAGUAGCCUGCGUCUGCUUGCUGCUACCUGCCUGUUGUUUCUUACAUGGGUCAACUGCUUCAGUGUCCGCUGGGCAAACCGUAUUCAGGAUGUCUUCACGGCAGGAAAGCUGCUGGCACUUGGUCUCAUCAUUAUCAUGGGCAUUUUACAGAUCUGUAAAGGUCAUUAUACUUGGCUGGAGCCAAAGAAUGCAUUUCAGCCGUUCCACGACUAUGAAGUGGGCAAACUUGCCUUGGCCAUCCUUCAGGGGUCUUUCGCAUAUUGCGGAUGGAGCUACCUCAACUACGUCACAGAGGAGCUCAUUGAUCCACACAAGAAUCUGCCCAGAGCAAUCUUAAUCUCUGUCCCCUUGGUGACGUUUAUUUACGUGUUUACAAACAUUGCUUAUGUGACGGCCAUGAGCCCUGUGGAGUUGCUGGCCUCCAACGCUGUUGCAGUGACAUUUGGUAACAAGUUACUGGGAGUCAUGGCUUGGAUUAUGCCCAUGUCUGUAGCUCUCUCUACGUUUGGGGGGGUCAAUGGCUGCCUCUUCACGUCAUCUCGGUUGUUCUUUGCUGGAGCAAGAGAAGGUCAUCUUCCACGUUUACUGGCCAUGAUACAUAUGAGGUGCUGCACCCCAAUACCGGCAUUACUCUUUACGUGUCUUACAACUUUGCUGAUGCUGUGCACCAGUGACAUAUACACCCUCAUCAAUUAUGUGGGAUUCCUAAACUACCUGUUCUAUGGGGUCACUGUUGCUGGGCAGAUUAUACUACGCAUAAAAAAACCAGACCUUGAUCGGCCAAUCAAGGUGAGCCUGCUUUUUCCAAUUACCUACCUGAUCUUCUGGGCUUUCCUACUCAUUUUUUCCUUCUAUUCAGAGCCAGUGGUAUGUUGCACUGGCCUUGGUAUCCUGCUAACAGGCGUGCCGGUUUAUUUCUUGGGAGUCUACUGGGAAAACAAGCCGAAAAAAUUCAGCACCUUUGUUGACAGGUUGACUUCCCUGUGUAUGAUGCUGUGUAUGGUGGUGUAUCCAGCGGAAGGAGGGGACAGCGACAUGAAGAAUGAAUCAGAUGAAGAGGAGAUUCGAGAGGGCCAGUGA